Molecule: messenger RNA, 732 nt
Organism: Aspergillus sclerotioniger CBS 115572
Lineage: Eukaryota; Fungi; Ascomycota; Eurotiomycetes; Eurotiales; Aspergillaceae
Exons: 3
Coding region: 1-732 (243 amino acids)
Source: RefSeq, a predicted model, not a curated record
AUGAGCUCCGGCCCCAAUCCCCAACCCCCCAAAACCUCCCCACCAACAGGGGCCUCUUCUCUUGCCGUAAGCCCCCACCCCAACCCCCAUCCUCACUCCCCACUCUACCCUACCACAACACCCCUAACCCCCAAAACAGUCGGCAUAGCCAUAUCAGCCAUCCUCUGCUGCUUCUGCCAAUGGCCCUUCAAACAACUCGACCAAAACCAAGCCGGGAUAAUCAUCCAACACGGCCACAUCCACGAAGUCGAAAACAAAAACCUCUACUUCAUCAACCCCCUCACCGAGAAAUUCAUCUCCGUCGACUUAAGUGUAAAGACUCGGGAAAUUAGUCAAAAGUCCUUUGACACGCCCACGGGCAGCGUUCGUAUCGCUCCUGUUAUUUCCUUCAGGGUUGCCAAUCCGAGUCGGUUCCUGUCUUUGUUCGCAAAGGUUCAAGAUGCGGAAGAGUUCGUGACGACGUUGACGUUGAGUUUUAUUGGGGUUUAUCUUGCGAUAAGCUCCCAUGGCAAUGAAGGGGCGGUGGAGAAGCUUCGGAGGGAUUUGUUCUUUAUUACAUGUACUAAAAAUCCGAAAGACCGCGCUCGAGCUGACGGUAACCCUGAGAAUGGAAAGGAAGUUAUUCCACCAGAUGAAGCGCCAUCUUCUUCUUCUUCUGCCGGGUCUCCAUCAACAUCUAACCACAUGGAUGAUUAUCCUCGGUGUUUGGAAGAAAAUGAGAUUCAGGUUUAG